Molecule: messenger RNA, 614 nt
Organism: Momordica charantia (bitter melon)
Lineage: Eukaryota; Viridiplantae; Streptophyta; Magnoliopsida; Cucurbitales; Cucurbitaceae
Source: RefSeq, a predicted model, not a curated record
UACUUUCCUGCAUAAAUCUCCGUCAAAUUGAAUUAUACGUCUUCGCUUCAAGAAUGGACCUUUUUUCUAAACUCAGUGGCUCCACCGACAAGCCGGAGGACCCGGAGCACCACCGGACAUCGGCUUCCGAUCUCUUGUCCAGCGCCAAACUGGUGGCGGAUGCGGCCAAAUCCUCUUUUGGCGGCGAGAGCCACGCCGUCGACAAGGGCAAGGUCGCCGGAGCAGCCGCCGACCUUCUCGGGGCUGCUUCUGAUUACGGCAAAUUCGAUGAAACCAAAGGACUUGGCAAGUAUGUAGACAAGGCCGAGGACUAUCUCAAUCAGUAUGAAAAGUCUCAUUCCGCUCCCCACGGCUCCGACGCCGAGCCGAAGCCACCGAAGGCCGAGGAGCCGCCGAAGAAAGAGAACUCCGGCGAGGGGGAACACGGCGGAUCUGGGUUUGGGGAUUAUUUGAAGGUGGCUGAAGGCUUCUUGAAGAAAUAGUCUCUUUUUCUUUCGCAGCUGGGUGUUUCUUUUAUGUCUUUCUGUGUAAUUCUGUAAAUAAAGGUUUGCAUUUACUGCUUAACCUAUGAUGAAUUUGGAUGUUGUACUAGUUAAUUUUCUCUGUUUUACUAA